AGGCAGGGGGUGGGAGGCCGAAGCCGCUCUGGUUCUGACUUAAAGAUCCCUUGGCAGGAAGGUGCUGCCAGGCUGCUGCAGGAGGAUGCGAGCUGAGGGCAGCAGCAGAGUCGAGGAAGAGCAGCUGCUGCAGCUACCUGUGUGGCCUGGGCUGCCGCGGCAGAGACCUGCUGGCGGCAUCAUCAUGUGAAUAUUUAUUACCCGGUUGGGGUCUUCGCUCGCGGUAAUCGAAUGGGAGGUUUGCUUCGGGGAAGGUUAUUUUCCCCCCCCGCGGAAGCUUUUCUGGGGCUCGUGCGGCGAUCGGGGCAGCUGUGGAGCGGACCAGAUCUAACUGGCUUUACCCAGACAAUGAUCCCAAAGACUAUAUGAUAAUUGCUGGUGGCUGAGAGAGAGAGAGAAGGCAUUUUGGGGACUGUAUUGAAGCAGAACAGGGGAGCAGGAGGGUGAAAUCAUCCUGCCUGCUCCUCCAGCAGUGGCAGCUCUGCAACUGGUGUGUGCAGUACAUUUUCAGCAGUAGCAAAAUACUAGUUUGCAGGAAGCAGCCAGUUCAACAGCAGGACCUGAGGUACUCCAGAGACAAGAGAAGAAGCAGCACCAGCAUGGAUAAGGACAGCAUGAGCCUAGCUGACCAGCAGUAUGAAUGUGUGGCUGAGAUUGGUGAAGGAGCCUAUGGGAAGGUAUUCAAGGCCCGAGACUUGAAGCAUGGAGGUCGUUUUGUAGCCUUGAAGCGCGUGCGGGUGCAGACAAGCGAGGAGGGAAUGCCACUCUCCACCAUCCGUGAGGUGGCAGUAUUGAGGCACCUGGAGACCUUUGAGCACCCCAAUGUGGUCAGGUUAUUUGAUGUAUGCACAGUGUCACGAACAGACAGAGAGACCAAACUAACACUAGUGUUUGAACAUGUCGAUCAAGACUUGACCACUUACUUGGAUAAAGUUCCGGAGCCUGGAGUGCCUACGGAAACUAUAAAGGACAUGAUGCUUCAACUGUUGCGAGGGCUGGAUUUUCUGCAUUCACACCGAGUGGUGCACCGUGAUCUGAAACCACAAAAUAUCCUCGUGACAAGCAGUGGGCAGAUAAAAUUAGCUGACUUUGGCCUUGCACGAAUCUACAGUUUUCAGAUGGCUCUGACCUCAGUAGUUGUCACUCUGUGGUACAGAGCUCCUGAAGUUUUGCUUCAAUCCAGUUAUGCAACACCAGUUGAUCUCUGGAGUGUUGGCUGCAUAUUUGCAGAAAUGUUCCGUCGGAAGCCACUUUUUCGUGGAAAUUCAGAUGUUGAUCAGCUAGGAAAAAUCUUUGAUGUCAUUGGGCUCCCGGAAGAAGAAGACUGGCCUAGUGAUGUUGCCCUUCCAAGACAUGCUUUCAAUUCCAGACCCCCACAACCCAUUGAAAAUUUUGUACCAGAUAUCGAUGAACUAGGCAAGGACUUACUUCUUAAAUGUUUAGCGUUCAAUCCCACCAAGAGGAUAUCUGCCUAUGUUGCCCUGUCUCACCCUUAUUUCCAUGAUCUGGAGAAAUGCAAGGAGAAUCUGGACUCCCACAUGUCAACCAGCCAAAACUCCAAUGAGGUGAAUAAAUCAUAAGACUCAUUGAAGCUGAACCUACAAAUGAACAUGAUGUGUAGCUGACAAAGGUCACUAUCCCUAGCUGUUCUACUGAAGAUCAUUAUUUGGAGGUUUUACGCGUCUGUCUGCUUCUUCAGGAUGGUGAUGUGCUCCAAGGAAACCAACCUGGUUUACUUUCAUCAAAGCAAUGCAAGAACCAGGGAUUUCACCUGCUCUCAUUGCAGCUUUAUGUGUGUGUGUGUUUGUUUUGUUUAACUACCUGGGAAAACUCCAGAUGAAGAGAAGCUGCUGACCAGUUUUGCUGCCAUUUUAUUCUUCUCAUAUUGAAUGCUGCCAGUGUUCCAGUCACUGCCAAAACAUGACGCAAUCUCUCCCUCUAGCUGCUGAAGCCUGAUCUGGUAUUUUUUAAUUGUUAUUUUGGUAUCUCUUAAAGUGAUAUUUAAAAGAAAUGGCAUUGAAAUAUUGGAUCUCUACAACCCGCAAAUAAUUGAUAAGUACAUGAAUGCGUCUAGUUACUAUUGGUAACAUACAAGGAGGUGCUUCCCCAGUUGAAAACUUGGACAAAUAAUUUUAUUAUUUCAUUACUGUCCAUAAAAAUAAUGAUG
Molecule: messenger RNA, 2167 nt
Organism: Terrapene triunguis (Three-toed box turtle)
Lineage: Eukaryota; Metazoa; Chordata; Testudines; Emydidae
Gene: CDK6
Product: cyclin dependent kinase 6
Exons: 8
Coding region: 600-1580 (326 amino acids)
Biological process (GO): regulation of gene expression; regulation of G2/M transition of mitotic cell cycle; G1/S transition of mitotic cell cycle
Cellular component (GO): cyclin-dependent protein kinase holoenzyme complex; nucleus; cytoplasm
Molecular function (GO): cyclin-dependent protein serine/threonine kinase activity; ATP binding; cyclin binding
Source: RefSeq, a predicted model, not a curated record